This is a messenger RNA of Ostrea edulis (European flat oyster), 1553 nucleotides long. RefSeq lists its product as uncharacterized. The transcript has a single exon. NCBI's taxonomy places the organism in Eukaryota, Metazoa, Mollusca, Bivalvia, Ostreida, Ostreidae. The coding region runs from base 165 to 1553 and encodes 462 amino acids. The record is from RefSeq and is a predicted model, not a curated record.
CUGUCAAUCUUUUUUGUCUUGUCUCUAUAUGUGUAUUAGUAUAUAUAUGUAUACAUGUGUUUGCACCUUUUUGUUUUGUGUAUUUGUCUUCAUUUUCAUCUCACACAGCGUAUAUGGUAAAGUUUUAAGAUUGGCACUUAGUUCAAUUCGUCACCAUUUUCAUUAUGGCAUUGACAUAUAGUCAUAUUGUUGACAUUUACAACACACACAAAGAUAGUUCGAAUUACAUGCAAAAACUUCAGAGAGAGAUUUGUCAUGCCCUUCAUGUAAAUCCUGCACAAAUAAGCAGAGUUAGUUUGGUAUGGAAAGUGAAAAAAAUUGUGAAAGAAAUGACAAGGCUUAAUAGAUAUACCAACAAGGACAAAUAUCACCAAUAUGGAGAAAAAAUAUUUAUUCUGCCAAGUUCCAAAAGAGCAACAACAAGUGAUACCACCUUGAGGACCUCCCCAGCAGAUGUGACAUCCCCAGCAAAUGCGACUGCACAUACUUCCCAGCCUGUAACCUCCGAAAAUGUGUCUUCCCUUAUCAAGACAGUCAGUGAUUUAACAAUUAAGAUGCAGCAUUUAAAAAGAGAGAACUUGGUUUUAAAGGACAAAUUAAAAAGCAUCAAUACACGAAAUUCAAACAGAAAUUUGAAAAGAAAGAAAGAAAAAAUUGAUCUUAUGCAACAGGAGUUGAAUGUUUUAAAACAGAGAGAAUUUGAAAGAAAAAAAGUUAAAAAUGAUAAGGGUGUACAGUGCAAUAUUUUUAAAAAACAUGUUGAAAAUUUAAAAAAUGAAAUUGAUGUUUUAAUGUCUGAAAAAGAGACUUAUGAAAGUGAGGAUUUUAUACAUGUUAAUAAAUUUGUAGAUUUUAGAGAUGACUCCAAAGGAAAACCAUAUAAUUUUAAAUUAAGAAAUUUGUAUUAUAUUUUUAGAAGUAGAAAUAUUGGUAUUGUACAUAUUGGACCAAUUGUUGAAUCAGUGUUAGAUUUAUUUGAUAUUCAUGUAAAGAAUUUACCAAGCAAAAGCACUGUGGCUGUUUUAACGAGUGAAAUGGGGGUUUUAUCUAGAAUACAUGUUAACGAAGAAAUUAAGAAAUCGAACAAAAUUACAAUGCAUAGAGAUGCAACUACGAAAAAAGGUAAACAUUAUUAUGGUGUACAAAUUAACACAGGAGAUAAAUUAUUAACUACAGGUAUAAGACAAGUGUGUGAUGGGAAAGGAGAGACAUAUGUAAAUACCACAAAAGAAAUUUUAUCUGAUAUUAGUUCUAAAGAUUGUGAUACUCAUAUGAUUUUAGAUUCUAUUUCUUGUUUUAUGACUGAUAGAAGUGCCACAGAACAGAAAGUUAAUGAUAUUUUUAGUCAGCAAAUUUCACAUGAUGUCCAUUCUUUUAAAUGUGCCAUUCAUCCUUUAUUACAAUUUUCUGAUGUUUGUUUUCAAGAAGUUUUUAACAUUGAAAAAGAAUUAAAUGUGAAAUUUGAAAGUUACUCAAGCUGUGCCAAAGAACCUUUUACUAUGUUUCUAUUAAGAUGUGUUUCAAAGUUUUUUUUACAAAGAUGGAACUGGUGA